AUGGCGCUCAACGCCUCUUCACACAAUGUCACGGGCGAGAAGACCACUCCCAAUAGUGCGCCGCCUCCAGUUCUAAGCGAGGACACCAAAAAGGACAUACUGGACUCGGCCAAUGCAGAGGGCACUGGCCAAUCGGCGCCUGGUCGUGAGAACGAAAAGGGUAUGGAGAAGAAGGAGAAGUCUGCCAAAGAACUUGAAAAGGAGCGCAAGAAGGCCGAAAAGGACGCAAAGUUUAAGGCCAAGAAGGCGGCUCAAACCGCACCCGACCCAGCGAGAGAAGGUGCGCCUAGGGAAAAUAAGAAGAAGAAGGGCAAGGAGGAGGAAAAACUUCCUGAAUAUGUCGAGGAGACACCCAAGGGCGAGAAGAAGCGUCUGCAGAGCCUGGAUAGUCCUUUUACAAAGGCAUACAUUCCCAAGGUCGUCGAAUCGGCGUGGAAUGAUUGGUGGGAGAAGGAGGGCUUCUUCAAGCCUGAAUUCCAGGCAAACGGCGAGGUGAAGCCAGCUGGAAAGUUCGUUAUUCCGAUUCCUCCACCCAACGUCACCGGAAAGCUCCACUGCGGGCACGCGUUGGCCACAGCACUACAGGAUGUCAUGAUCCGGUGGCAUCGCAUGAAGGGCUUCACCACUCUAUACCUACCAGGCUGCGAUCAUGCUGGUAUCGCGACACAGAGCGUCGUUGAGAAGAUGCUCUGGCGACGAGAAAAGAAGACGAGAUACGAUCUUGGCCGAAAGGCGUUCAUUGAGCGUACCAUGGACUGGAAAGAAGAAUACCAUCAGCAUCUUACACAUACCUUGAAGCGCAUGGGAGGAUCAUUCGAUUGGACUCGAGAGGCAUUCACAAUGGACGCGAACCUGUCGCAUGCUGUGACGGAGAGCUUCGUCAAAAUGCAUGAAGAUGGCCUCAUCUACAGAUCAAACCGAAUCGUCAACUGGUGUGUACAACUCAACACCGCGCUGUCGACGCUUGAGGUGGACAAUAAAGAGCUUACCGGACGGACUGUACUUUCCGUCCCUGGAUAUGAGCGCAAGGUCGAGUUUGGUGUCUUGACGCACUUUAAGUACGCCAUCGACGGUACCGACCAGUUCAUUCAGGUCGCUACCACACGUCCAGAGACCAUGCUGGGCGACUCUGGAAUUGCUGUACACCCCAAUGACGAACGCUACAAGCACUUGGUCGGCAAGAAGGCAAGACAUCCCUUUGUCGAUCGCUUGAUGCCCAUUGUUGCGGAUGACUACGUUGAUCCAGAGUUUGGUACUGGUGCUGUCAAACUUACUCCGGCGCACGACCCGAACGAUUUCAAUCUUGGAAAGAGGCACAAUCUCCAGUUUAUUAACAUCUUGAACGACAACGGUACGAUGAACAAGAAUGCUGGGAAGUUCGAGGGACAGAAGCGGUUCGACGUUCGCUAUACUGUCGUAGAGGCGCUGGAGAAGGAGGGCCUUUUCGUCAAGAAAGAAGACAACGCUAUGAAGGUUCCUAUCUGCUCAAGAUCAGGCGACGUUAUCGAGCCUAUCAUGAAGCCUCAAUGGUGGAUGAAGAUGAAGGGCCUUGCUGACGCGGCACUCGAGGCUGUCCAGAAGGGUGACAUCAAGAUCCGUCCCUCCAGCUCUGAAAAGACUUUCAGCCACUGGAUGAGGAAUAUUCAGGAUUGGUGUUUGUCUCGACAACUCUGGUGGGGUCAUCAGAUUCCUGCCUACUUGGUCAAAUUUGAGGGCGAGGCUCACUCAAGUGACAAUGAGAAGUGGGUCACUGGCCGUACCGAAGAAGAGGCACAUCAAAAGGCUGCAAAGGAAUUCCCUGGCAAGAAGUUCACGUUGGAGCGCGACGAAGACGUGCUGGAUACUUGGUUCUCCUCUGGAUUAUGGCCUUUCAGCACACUUGGCUGGCCUAAACAGACGCACGACUUGGAGAAACUCUUCCCUACGUCUGUUUUGGAGACAGGGUGGGAUAUUUUACCCUUCUGGGUUGCCAGGAUGAUCAUGAUGUCGCUGCAUUUGACAGGCAAGGUUCCAUUCAACGAAGUCUUUUGUCACUCCCUCAUUCGAGACUCCGAGGGUAGGAAAAUGUCCAAGUCGCUUGGCAAUGUCGUUGAUCCUGUUGAUAUCAUGGACGGUAUCACCCUGCAAAAGCUACACGAUCAGCUUACUGCCGGUAAUUUAGACCCUAAGGAGUUGAAGACAGCCGAGAAAUACCAGAAGACGGCCUUCCCACAAGGUAUUCCUGAGUGCGGCGCUGACGCUCUGCGUAUGGCUCUCAUCGGCUACACUACUGGGGGAGGUGAUAUUUCGUUUGACGUCAACGUUAUUCAUGGCUAUCGUAGAUUCUGUAACAAGAUCUAUCAGGCGACAAAAUAUGUUCUGGGACGCCUUGGGGACUUCACUCCACGUGCCACCAUCACCAAGACCGGAAAUGAGACUCUGCCUGAGCGAUGGAUCCUGCACAAGCUCACAACCUCUGCCAAGAAGAUCAACGAGCACUUGGAGGCACGCGAAUUCUCGCUUGCUACCCAAGUUGCCUACAGAUUCUUCUAUGAAUCACUCUGCGACACAUAUAUCGAGAACAGCAAAGCAAUCUUCGAUGAGGGCACUGAAGCAGAGAAGGAGAGCGCGAAACAGACACUCUACACUGCUAUCGAGGGAGGACUGACUAUGAUCCAUCCCUUCAUGCCCUUCCUGACCGAAGAACUGUGGCAGCGGCUGCCACGCAGGGAAGGCGAUAAGACCCCUUCCAUCACCAUUGCUUCGUUCCCUCAAUACAACCCAGAAUUUGAGGACAAGGCAGCCGAUGCCGAGUAUGAGUUGCUUGUGGACAGUGCAAAGGCUCUGCGUUCAUUAACAAGUGAAUACUCGAUCAAAGAGGACGCAGCUACCUACAUCAAAUCUCUCGAUGACACCACACACUCGGCUCUCUCCUCACCCACUUCCCUUCCCUCUAUCCGUUCCCUUGCCGGGAAGACUGUGUCAGAGAUCAAGAUCCUUUCCCCCGCUGAUGCCGCACCAACUGGCUGUGCAGUCUAUACCAUCGGUUCCUCCGCAACUGCGUACCUCGACGUCAAAGGCCGCAUUGAGAUUGAGAAGGAAAUCACCAAGGCUCAAGAGAGGUUGUCAAAAGCCAAUGAGACUAUCACAAAGCAGAAGAAGCUCAUGGAUGACGAAUGGCAGAACAAGGUCAGUGCCGUUGUCAAGGAGUAUGAGAGGGAAAGGCUUAGGGCUGCGGAACUUGAGGCAAGGAAUUGGGAGGCGAGUAUCCAGCAAUUUCAGAGCUUGAAGUUGGAGUAG
Plenodomus lingam JN3 is the source of this 3279-nucleotide messenger RNA. RefSeq lists its product as uncharacterized. Gene Ontology annotation, cellular component: cytosol. The record is from RefSeq and is a predicted model, not a curated record. Gene Ontology annotation, biological process: valyl-tRNA aminoacylation. Lineage: Eukaryota; Fungi; Ascomycota; Dothideomycetes; Pleosporales; Leptosphaeriaceae. Gene Ontology annotation, molecular function: valine-tRNA ligase activity; aminoacyl-tRNA deacylase activity; ATP binding.